UGCAAUAAUUUUAAUAACUUUAAUGCAUUUAAAAUGCGUGAAUGAAGGGAUGGACGAAGUAAACUAUGGUUGUUGGCAAUCAAACCCAGAUAUCGCUAAAUUCAUGAAAGACCAGAAUAUGACAAAAGUAAAUCAAGUGGAAGAGUAUUAUGUGAGAAAAACAUUAACUAAUGUUAAAGAUGUUGGCUAUAAUACAAUGCUAUGGCAGGACCCGGUUGACAAUGGCGUCAAACUCGACAAGGAUUCAAUUGUAGUGAUUUGGAAGGACACCUAUCUUGACAGCAAUUUAGAUCUCUGGCAGAACUAUAUCUCCAAAAUCGCUAAGAAUGGCUACCAAAUGGUAUUAUCAGCAUGUUGGUAUCUUAACUAUAUUUCCACACCAUAUCCGGACAAGGACUGGGAAAAAUAUUAUUUAUGUGAUCCGAGACAUUUUAAUGGUACCGAAAGUGAAAAGGAUUUAGUGAUUGGCGGAGAAGUGUGUAUGUGGUCUGAGUUUGUGGACGGCACUAAUGUAUUGUCCCGAUUGUGGCCUCGAGCAUCGAGUGCUGCCGAAAGGUUGUGGAGUAAUAGUGAGAGCACUCAAGAUGUGGACACCGCUAGACUAAGACUGGAUCAGCACAGGUGUCGAAUGCUUAGGCGAGGAAUACCGGCCGCACCCAUACUUAAUGGCUAUUGCGGUGAUUACGAGUGGGAAAUGAAUAAUCAAGAAAAGUUGAUGGAUUUGGGGGAUAGGGGUGUUCAGGCGACAACAUGUCCCAAAGGUAAUGUUCCCGAACCGGGCAAUCCUUGGCCUUUACCCCAACAAUGGGUUCGAUCGGCAGAUGUGUCGACAUUAGAUCCAAAAGGAUUUCGUUUCGAUACAAAUAUGAAAUCGUGCGAUGUUUUGGUGAAUGGGAUGAAGAGAUACAGAGAUAUCAUAUUUCUUGAUCAAAGAAGUGUUAAGUCAUCACAACAUCCAGUCUUGAAAUCAGUCUUCAUUGAUGUCCAACACAUAAAUGAUUGCGAUUUUCCAAAGCAUGAAGAGGACGAGUCCUAUACGUUAAACAUAACACUUAACGGUUCGGCAAAGAUUACAUCAGUUACUGUUUGGGGAGCUCUCAGGGCUUUGGAGACAUUCAGUCAAUUAGUCUAUCAAAACGAAAUAACAAAAGAGAUUUCAGUCAACUCAACACAAAUUACUGAUUUCCCGAGAUAUAAGUUUCGAGCCAUGCAUUUGGACACUGCCAGACAUUUUGUACCCAAGAAAGUCAUAUUAGCCAAUCUCGAUGCUAUGGCUUAUAAUAAAUUUAAUGUAUUUCAUUGGCAUAUAAUCGACGACCAGUCUUUCCCUUUUGAAAGCAUACGUUACCCGGAAUUGACCAAAAAGGGAGCGUAUUCUCCAAAACACGUCUACACACAGAAAGAUGUUUCAGAUAUUAUUGAAUAUUCAAGAAUGAGAGGAAUCCGUGUCAUACCAGAGAUCGAUUCACCAGGCCACACACACGCAAUGGCCAGAGCUUUUCCCGAACUGUUAACUCCCUGUUAUGGCCAAAAGGAUAAGCCCUAUACUCCUCAUUAUCCGGACUAUUCAGCGUCAGAGCUCUUAAAUCCAUUGAAGAAUUUUACAUUUGUUUUCUUGAAAGAACUCUUUAAAGAGUUUAAACAA
Medioppia subpectinata is the source of this 1645-nucleotide messenger RNA. The record is from the annotation of a GenBank genome assembly. NCBI's taxonomy places the organism in Eukaryota, Metazoa, Arthropoda, Arachnida, Sarcoptiformes, Oppiidae.